UCCUGAACUCUCGCGAUAUUACGAGGCGGAAGACAUACGAAUCUUCCGUACUAGUCAACUGGAGCCGCUUAUGCUGUGCAGCAACUAACGACAGUUUUGGACGUUAGGAGGAGAGCGAACUGUUUGUUUUCAUAGUAAACCGGUGAACGGGAGCUGCUACUUGUUCGUCUUAGAACAAACGGCCGUUUUUGCCUGUCCGGUGGAGGGUUAAGUGUUUUCAUGUUGUGCAAUUUACAGUGUUUGCGUGAAGACUCCCAACUGGCGGAUCGCAUCAGUUCGCCGGGAGGGUCAUCGUCAGCGACGACACCCUCUGCUCCGUUAGCGUCGACUGUUUAGAAAAUGACCGGAGAGAAGAUCCGCUCCCUGCGCAAGGACCAGAGGCCGAGCAAGGACGAGGAUUUACUGGAGCCGGACGAGGAGGCUGCAACCGGGACGUUCACCGCCUCCAAGACGAACAACAAGAGCAGAGCGAGUAAAAUCUUCAGUAAUCACAAGUUAAUCAAGUCUUCAUCCACACAGCAGCAGCAGAACCAACAGUCGCAGAUUAAUGCUAACACCAACACACUGUCAACAUCGGAUGUCAUCGAUGACAACAACAAAAACCCCAUUAUCCAAACCGGGCAGGACUUUCCGGUGCAUGAAUGUGUGUUUAAAGGAGAUGUCCGACGCCUGUCUUCGCUCAUACGGACGCAGAAUAUCGCCCAGAAAGACGUCCAUGGAAACACACCGUUGCAUCUCGCUGUCAUGAUGGGGCACAAAGAGUGUGCCCACCUGCUGCUGGCCCACAAUGCACCAGUGAAGGUGAAAAACGCUCAGGGAUGGAGCCCACUUGCUGAGGCCAUCAGCUACGGAGACCGACAAAUGAUCACAGCGCUGCUGAGGAAGCUGAAGCAACAGUCCAGGGAGAGUGUGGAGGACAAGAGGCCCAAGCUGCUGAAAGCCCUGAAAGAACUUGGAGACUUUUACUUGGAGCUUCACUGGGACUUCCAAAGUUGGGUGCCUUUGCUCUCCAGAAUCCUGCCUUCAGAUGCGUGUAAGAUCUACAAGCAGGGCCUCAACAUCAGACUCGACACUACCCUGAUAGACUUCACAGACAUGAAGUGUCAGCGCGGUGACCUGAGUUUCAUCUUCAACGGCAAUGCCAUCCCCUCCGAGUCUUUUGUUGUGCUGGACAACGAACAGAAAGUCUACCAGCGGAUACACCAUGAGGAGUCAGAGAUGGAGACCGAGGAGGAAGUGGACAUUCUGAUGAGCAGCGACGUGUACUCCGCCACGCUCUCCACCAAGUCCAUCACCUUCUCCAGAGCGCAGACUGGCUGGCUGUUCAGAGAAGACAAGACGGAGCGCGUGGGAAACUUUCUGGCAGAUUUCUACUCUGUGAACGGCCUGGUGCUCGAGUCCAGGAAGAGACGUGAGCAUCUGAGCGAGGAGGACAUCUUGAGGAACAAAGCCAUCAUGGAGAGCCUGAGCAAAGGAGGGAAUCUCAUAGAGCAGAACUUUGAGCCGACGAGGAGGCAAUCUCUGACUCCCCCUUCACCCAACACUAUAUCCUGGGAAGAAUACAUCGCUGCUGACAAUGGAAAAGCACCUCAUCUAGGAAGAGAGCUGGUCUGCAAAGAGAGCAAGAAAAACUUCAAAGCCACGAUAGCCAUGAGUCAAGACUUCCCUCUGGGCAUUGAAUCGUUACUGAACGUUCUGGAGGUGAUUGCACCCUUCAAGCACUUUAAUAAACUCAGGGAGUUUGUUCAGAUGAAGCUCCCCCCUGGCUUUCCUGUCAAACUCGACAUCCCUGUCUUUCCUACGAUCACAGCCACCGUGACAUUUCAGGAGUUUCGCUAUGAUGAGUUUGAUGAGUCCAUUUUUACCAUUCCCAACGACUAUAAAGAAGACCCUAGCCGCUUCCCUGACCUUUAACCUCUCAAGCUGGAACAGGAAACAAAUGUGCAACGAGGCAACCAUGUGCUACAAAACAUACUUUUUGAAUUACAAAAGGAAAACUUGGAGGGAAAAAACCAGCGGUAAUCAUUUCUUGACAGUUUGUGGAUUCCAGCGCCCAUCCCAACCCUGAAUACAGACGGCAACAAGACGACCAGAGUUUGACAUACAUGACAAAAAUGGCGUCAUCAGCUGAUGAUGGAGCCCCACUGCGGCAGAGAGGUCGACGUCUCCUCGUAUUAACAAAGUGUUUUUUUGAAGCGUAGUGUUGCAGGUUCUUACUCUCACCUUCAGAUUUGGUUUAAUCCAGCAGCCGAGGCAGGAAGUGCAAGUAACUUGGAGCCGAGAGUCUGAACCUCUCAUCAGUGAAAGUUCAAACGAGUGACAGCAGAGCAGGUGAGUUUCUGUAUACGGGGUAUAAGCAGAAGACAGACAACCAGUUCAGUUGAUGCUAUGUAUUUAAGUAUGUAAGUAAUGUUUAUAAAGGGAAUGUUUUUAACUGACUCGUAGUAAAGCACUGAUAUUACUGUGUGACACAUUGGGGAGGAAUUCCCAAAAAUUACUUUUUAGGUUCUUUUUCCUACUUAGGUAGAUUUUUAAAAAUUCUCAAGGUGCGGAAAUCAUUUCAGUUUUGUAAAAUUAGAUUUGGGGUCAAUGACACAUAAAAUUGUAUUUAACCAAAUGCACACCUGUGACAGGUGAAGUGGCUUCUUUUGUAGGUUAAAAACCUAAAAAUCAGUUUUUGCAGAAUUCCACUUUAACUCUACAAAUUAUUAAAUUGUGUGUGCGUGUGUGUGUGUGUGUGUAACAUUGAUUUUCAUGGGCAUGGAGUAGCAUCACUGAACUUUUGGGCACUAUUUAGAUCCACUACAGCCAUUCGACUUUCAGCUGAGUUUAGACACUCAUUUUGUGAUACUCAACCCUUAAUCCUACAUUUGAAAUAUUAUAGUUUCAUGGAGGCAACGCUAGAAAUGCUGCAAUUUUUAUGGUACCACAAAGUUUUCUCUUCGUUUGUUUGAGUGUUUGUCAGCAAGUGUAAGUUAUGAUGUUCAAGCCUUUUGUUUCAUACUACACCUUUUGUAAACUAUGUAACAAACCGUACAAUCCUGCUAAAGGAAGAAAAACGGGGAUUGUAAAGUAAGUAGACAUUAGGGAAUCAAUGAAUGACUACAACAUUCAUGUCAUUUUUACACAUAAGAACCAGGCUUUUCCCCUGCACAGUAUGUAAAUACAAGUUUUGAGAGUUGUUGCUUUUGUCUUUUACGUCCUCUUUUCUUAUUCUUUGUGCUGAUGAGUUUAAGAUGUCCUCUGCAAGAGGAAGAGUUGUGGAUUUUUUUUUUUUAUGUAGCGUCACAUGAGUUAAUUUGAGUUUAUUGGUUUGUAACAAGGUGGCAGUUGCUAUUUUUGUACAUACUUGUAAUGUUUUAAAGAAAAAAAUAAUCUCUGAAUUAUCCUGUCAUUAUUUCCCUUCCCACUAUAUCUGAUAAACCGUAUGAACCUCCUCCAGAUGUGUGGAACCCUGUGGAAUCAAUCAUUUCCACAGGGUGAAAAGUACAAAACACCAAGGUUCCUCGGGAAAUGAAUUGCGUACAAGUCCUGGGAGUGUUGACUGGAGGCUGGAAAAGUUAAACUCUGAAAGAGUGUUUCUAGCUGCUGCUAUGGUUCAUGAGCUUUUAAUCAUGUUGAUACAAACAGGUGUUGUGCUCAUGUUUAAGUUGCCUGCUGCUGCAGUUUAAAAUGAAGGUGUGCUACACAGAUGUGUUGGCUCAAAGUGUUAGAACAAUUUGCUUAUAUAUAUCCAUAUUCAGUAUCGGUAUAACCAAAUCAAACAGUACAUUUCAUUUUUUAUAUUCCUCCGUAGAGGCCAAUGCAGCUAACGUUACUGGAAGUGUGCAUCCUCACUAAUAUAACGCUUUAUAUUUGAUUUCAUGCUUCUUCUUGUUUUCAGCUGCUUAAGUUUUCCAUGUUUUACGUAAAAAAUUCAUUCAUUUACAUGUCCGUUGUACAGCAAAAACAGUUGUAAGAGUCUGCGACACUAUUUUCAUAUAAAAUGUACUAACUAAAAUAAAAGUUCCACAUAUCCAA
This is a messenger RNA of Siniperca chuatsi (mandarin fish), 4020 nucleotides long. RefSeq names its product ankyrin repeat domain-containing protein 13C. The record is from RefSeq and is a predicted model, not a curated record. Gene Ontology annotation, molecular function: protein binding. The coding region runs from base 340 to 1914 and encodes 524 amino acids. Gene Ontology annotation, cellular component: cytoplasm. NCBI's taxonomy places the organism in Eukaryota, Metazoa, Chordata, Actinopteri, Centrarchiformes, Sinipercidae. The transcript has 13 exons.